AUCUUCUAUCAUCACAACGGCUUCCCACUUAGAAAAUUUAUCGUCAAGUUAUGGCGGAAAUGAAAAUGCUUCGUGUACUUGGAGGUAUUGGGGUGUUGUUGGCAACAACUAUGGCAGGGACGUUACUUCUGGAUCUCAAACCCCAGAGGAAAAUGGUCUUAUUUAGGAUUCAAAUAAUCCUUAUCUUUUUCAUGCUCAUGUGCGCCGUUACGCGUUUCGUUUGGAUCAACCUAACAGUCUUGCUUCCCUCUAGACGAACAGACUCCAAAACUUUACUUGUAGUUCAUUGGCUUUCCUAUGCUUUUCUCGUUAUAAUUGUUGCCCUGUCAUUUUUCAGCAUUCCUGUUUCAAGAUUGUCGAUCGGACGCGAACCUUUUUUCAUCACGAGGAUAGCUUUUACAUGUCUAGGGCUUGUCAUUCUGUUAUUCUUCAACCUCUGUUUCCUUAGCGCUAUUUUCACGAUUUUGUGGUUUUUCAAGUGCCCUUUUCCCAAUGCAAAUAAGUGGAAGGCUGUAAUAGCUUCCGCAGUUUCAAUUUUUCUGUGUAUCCAUGGUCUGUCUGCGGCAUCAAAAGGACCUUCUGUUGUACGGAAGACUAUUCCUCUAGCUAAACUGCCACCGUCGUUUUAUGGCACAACAAUUGUCCAGCUCUCCGAUAUUCACCUUGGACCCAUGGUUGGAAGCGCUGAUCUUGAGCGAGUGGUAAACAGGGUUUUGAUUAUUAAGCCAGAUAUUGUAGUAAUCACUGGGGAUCUCGUUGAUUCCACUGUGGAGAAAUUAAAACAAAUUAUUUUACCACUCAAGAAGUUGAGUUCGAGAUAUGGAGUUUUCUUUGUCACAGGUAAAGUUGGGAAGAUUUGCGUACAACUGAAUACAUUUAUUAUGAAUGCAGCAAUUUCAUACUACAGUGGAAGCUCUCCUAUGCAGACAGCUCUACUUACUCUACUUUUUUCCAACUCCCAUAUAAGCUCUUUAUUCCCAUAAGCAACCAGCUAAGCUACAGACACCUUUUUCACAGCCCAAGGGUGUCCACUCAUUAAAGCUUCCACUGUAUUUCACACAAAUACAGUUGAAAUGAGUAGGUUGAAACAUAUAUGCAUAAUAAAUGUAUGGGGUUGUACAGAAAUCUUGGCCGUAUAAUUUUCUGCGCAGUGUUUGUUUCAAUUAUGGUCAAGAGGAAAUCUCUGCUGAAGGUCAGUCCUCUCUACGACAGUUGGAGUUUAUAUCAGGGAACCUGCCCUUCCCCUCAAUACAAUCCCCCAAUCCGCCUCAAGACUAUUAGCCUCCAAUAGACAAACUUUAUUGGAGCCUCACUCUGUUGUUAUUAUGGUGUGCCCUUGAGAAAUGCAGUUAAUAUAGCUUUCUUUUUUAAAGUUUUUUUUCUGAGUGUAUUUUUUUUUAAUUACAAUUUUUCUUUGCAGUUUUGCAGUUUUUCAAUCCCUUUUCCCUGCUUCUUACAACUGCCACCCAUGUCUUUGAAUUCAUGGUCCACCUAACAGGCCUUUCCACGUUUUUUCAUCAACUUUUGACAUGAAGUGAGGGAAAAUUUGUUGACUUUUCUGGAAAGGGCACCUUCAAAUUAGUAAGAUUACUAAGUUUAAAGAGAUUUGUUGAAAAUUAUAAAAGAUAUAGCUCCUCAAAGUCUUGAAAUUUUAACAGGUGUUUAUAUGGUAGGGAGCACAACCUUGCCCCACCCAAGUUGGCAAGUUUACUAAUUUUAAAGUGCUUUUUCCAGUGAUGUCAAUGGAUUUUCCUAAACUUGUCCAUGUCAAAAGCUGAAAAAACAAGUGGACAUGUCUACAGUCAAACCUCCACUAACAGCCACCCCUCCACACUGGGCACCUCUCUACAACAGCCACAUUUUUUGUCCCGACGGGACAAUGACUCUUGUUUAAAGGGGUUGUGUCAUGGCAGUCCAGUUCAUUUUGUUUAAUUUUGCCAAUUACUCGCCCUCAAUCGCUAUGGAACUUUGAAGUAAGCAAAGAAAUUACAUGUAAAUGACAAAAAUCAGAGAUCCGUGAAGUUGCAAGCAGCAUGCAGAGAUCAACUUUGAAAAACUGUUAGGCUGAACAGUUUUCAAAAACCCUAAUUUCAAUCCGUUUCAAUCUUCUUCAGUUUUGCCCAUCCGUGGCAUCUGUUGUUUCUGUUAUGUUAUUUUAACCUUCCUUUAAAGUUUUAAGUGGUUAUUUUUAUGUUUCUCUUAAUUUAACGGGCAUUUUGUAAUUUUGUAAUUUGACUGAAUUUCGUGACACAGCUCCUUUAAACUUCUUUACAACGGCCACCUCUCUACAAUGGCAAUGGCCACUAAAGCAUGUCCCCAACUGCCAAAAUAGCCCCUCAACAAUGGCCAGUUUUUUUAUUGACUGAUGAAAAAGUCAAGAAUAGUCAUGAAAUUUGAUACACAUGGCACAUGGAUGAUUAAUCGUGUCAGUCAUAUUUUGAUUGUUUCAUUUAUACUGCUGCAGUAGACAUAAAUAAUUGUCUUGCUCGUUUUCUCACGUUAACAUUUUGAUUCAAAAUAUUAUUCAAGUUUUUUUGCAUAUUCUUUAAUCUAUACAGAAAAUCUAUGAUUGGAUUAUCAUUAUGGGAUACAGUAAGUAUGAACUUCGACACAAUAAACAUGUUGAACUCCAUAAGAAAAAUUGUUAUAUAACACUCCUACCUCCCUGUAAUGCCCCCCCCCCACAACAACCACUUCCUUCUGUUCCUGAGGUGGCCAUUGUAGAGAGGUCUGACUGUAUUUCAUUCAUUUGGUAGCAACAAAGCAGUAAUAACUCAUUGUCAUACUGAGCUAAAGGUCAUUUUCACAGGAAAUCAUGAAUAUUUCACUGGAGAUGCUGAGGCAUGGUUACAUGAACUAAAGAAGUUUGGAAUUCAUCCUCUCCAUAAUUCACAUGUCCUAAUAAGAAGCCCAACUAAUCCAGAAGACAAGAUAUACCUUGCAGGGGUAGAUGAUGUAGAAGCUGAUAGGUUGAGGUAAGAUAAAUCAAUCUUCCUGUAAAAUAAUACUUAUAAUAUAUAUAGAGAGGAGAAGUGUAAUGUCAGGUUACCAUGGUAGCAAUAUGCCUGGAUCUCAACAAUCUUUCUUGACAGAGAAGGCCAUUUGCAUUGUCAAACAAUUAAACUUUUAAGUUUUUAGAAAUGCUUCACAUUUACCUAAGUAUCCAUUGAUGCUAGCUCAAUGUAGUGUUCCCAGGAGCAACACUGUAUGUUUGCCCCACUCUAACUCUCUUCUAAAGAAAAAUAUUUGAUGUUGUUGUAUGUUAUUUUGUUUGUAGUUAUGAAGACCAUGGUAUGAAGCUAUCAAAGGCUCUCAGUGGAAAAAGUGCAAAAUACCCAACAAUCUUACUAGCUCACCAGCCAAAGGCUGCACAACAAGCGUUGAACCAAUUUUCAGAUAUUGAUCUCAUAUUGUCAGGUCACACUCAUGGAGGGCAGUUCUUCCCUAUGCACAUACCUAUUUAUCUAUUUAAUCCCUUCUUUGCUGGCCUUUAUAAGCACAAAGAAACCUAUGUUUAUGUUUCCUCUGGAACAUAUUUUUAUGGCAUACCUUUGCGAAUUGGUUCCACUCCAGAGAUAACUAUCCUCACUUUAGUGCAAAAGCAAUAA
Molecule: messenger RNA, 3608 nt
Organism: Porites lobata
Lineage: Eukaryota; Metazoa; Cnidaria; Anthozoa; Scleractinia; Poritidae
Source: the annotation of a GenBank genome assembly